Messenger RNA from Aspergillus wentii DTO 134E9, 1800 nucleotides. RefSeq names its product saccharopine dehydrogenase (NADP+, L-glutamate-forming) (gene lys9). Gene Ontology annotation, cellular component: cytoplasm. The record is from RefSeq and is a predicted model, not a curated record. Gene Ontology annotation, molecular function: saccharopine dehydrogenase activity. The transcript has 5 exons. NCBI's taxonomy places the organism in Eukaryota, Fungi, Ascomycota, Eurotiomycetes, Eurotiales, Aspergillaceae. Bases 233 to 1591 code for a protein of 452 amino acids.
AUCGGGCGGGUGCGACUCACGUGACGCUGACUCACCACACAGUGCGGCGGGGAAGGCUACGUCGAGGGGGUCGAAUGGAGAUAAAGUCUUGCUUUGGAAAUUAACACAUCUUCUUGGGGAGUUUAGUCUUCAUAUAUCGUCACAAUGGUCAAUCAAAUUGCUGGUUCCAAGGUCCUUCUGCUGGGCUCUGGCUUCGGUAUGAUCUAUACCCCCCUCUGAUGCCGUCAGGGCGAUGAGAGUCUUGCCCCGCAUUCGGCGUGUUUUUUGUUCGCUGACCUUGUUUCGUGUAGUCACCAAGCCUACUGUUGAGGUUCUCAGCAAGGCUGAUGUUGAGGUUACUGUUGCCUGCAGAACUCUGCAGAGUGCCGAGAAGCUUUGCGAGGGCUUCAAGAACACCAAGGCCAUUUCUCUCGACGUCAGUGAUGAUGCCGCUCUCGACAAGGCCCUCGAGCAGGUCGACUUGGUCAUCUCCUUGAUCCCCUACACCUACCAUGCCCUUGUCAUCAAGGGUGCUAUCCGUACCAAGAAGCAUGUCGUCACCACCUCUUACGUCUCUCCUGCCAUGGAGGAGCUGAACGAGGAGUGCAAGAAGGCCGGUAUCACCGUCAUGAACGAGAUUGGUUUGGACCCUGGUAUUGACCACUUGUACGCCGUCAAGACCAUCUCCGAGGUUCACGCCGAGGGUGGAAAGAUCACCUCUUUCCUCUCCUACUGUGGUGGUCUCCCUGCCCCCGAGUGCUCCGACAACCCUCUGGGUUACAAGUUCUCCUGGUCUAGCCGUGGUGUGCUCCUCGCCCUCCGCAACGCUGCCAAGUUCUACAAGGACGGCAAGGAAUUCAGCGUUGCCGGCCCCGACCUCAUGGCCACUGCCCAGCCUUACUACAUCUACCCUGGCUUCGCCUUCGUCGCCUACCCCAACCGUGACUCUUGCCCCUUCCGCGAACGCUACGAGAUCCCCGAGGCUCAGACUGUCGUCCGUGGUACCCUCCGUUACCAGGGCUUCCCCGAGAUGAUCAAGGUCCUGGUCGAUAUCGGCUUCCUCAGCGACGAGGCUCAGGACUGCUUCAACUCCCCCAUCGCCUGGAAGGAGGCCACCCAGAAGGUUCUGGGCGCCACCUCGUCCAGCGAGAAGGACCUCGAGUGGGCCAUCUCCUCCAAGCACACUUUCGCCAACAACGAGGAGCGCAACCGCAUCCUCGGCGGUCUCCGCUGGAUCGGUCUCUUCUCCGACGAGCAGACCAUCCCUCGCGGCAACCCCCUCGACACCCUCUGCGCUACCCUCGAGAAGAAGAUGCAGUACGCCCCCCACGAGCGUGACUUGGUCAUGCUGCAGCACAAGUUCGAGAUCGAGCACAAGAACGGUGACAAGGAGACCCGUACCAGCACCCUCUGCGACUUCGGUGUCCCCGGUGGUUACUCCGCCAUGGCCAAGUUGGUCGGUGUCCCCUGUGGUGUUGCCGUGAAGUUGGUCCUUGACGGCACAAUCAACAAGAAGGGUGUUCUUGCCCCCAUGACCAUGGACAUUUGCGGUCCCCUUCUCAAGACCCUCAAGGAGGACUACGACAUUGAGAUGAUCGAGAAGACCAUUUAGAUUUGUCUUUUAAAAAAUUUAAAUCUAGUUACGAAGGAAGAAUGUAACGAACAAAAAAGUUCAGGAAUAUAAAUAGUUUAGAGAGCAUCAUUUCUAUCAUCCAAAACGUAGUCAUUUCAUGCUGUUCAUUUCAGGGUACUGUAAGCCCGAAGGGAUACUAAGCUUUCUUUCUUUACAUAUCUUGCUUUCAUCAUAGGAAUUUCUCUAUC